AUAUUUGUAAAGAAGUAAGACCUGAAAUUCUUAAGGGUACACCAAUAUGUUAUGCAAAUAUGUUAAAGAGGUGUUGGCACCAAGGUCCAAAAAAGCUCCCGUCGGCCUUAGAAGUUUAUGAAACUGUUACGAGCUGGAAAAAUGAUCCUAUCAUUUUAUCCGAGUUUUUAAAUUCAGAAAAUGAUUCUGCAAUAGAAGAUGAUGCAUCUACCAUUAAUGUUGAUAGCGAUUUGAUUCAUUUUA
Cetraspora pellucida is the source of this 243-nucleotide messenger RNA. NCBI's taxonomy places the organism in Eukaryota, Fungi, Glomeromycota, Glomeromycetes, Diversisporales, Gigasporaceae. The record is from the annotation of a GenBank genome assembly.